AUGUCGGGCUAUUUAACAUACUACCAAUCAAAUGGUUGUUUCAGAUGGUAUGAGUGCCAUCCGUCGUGCCAUCGUUCAGUCCAAUUCUUCACGACUACUCAACUUCAUUCUCGUACUCAAUAUGUAGAUGGCCAUCUUAUCUCUGAAUAUGACUUAAUCAAGUCCAGAUGUCCCGAUUACAAUGAUCAAUACCUGAUUUGUUCUUUGCAUCGUCAUUUAUUCUGUGAACGUUAUAUACCCAAUCGGUGGUGUAGCUAUCAUGGCUGCUACAGUACUAACGACUUGGCGUACAUAGGUGUUCGAGCCGCAUUGGCUAUAGGAAAUGUUCCUAUAUUCGGCUUAUUGUGUGUUAUGCACAGAAACUAUUACGAACAACAAAUGCUGGCUCGCAAUUUACGAUGCAUUUUAAUUACUCGGCCUGAAUCUCUUCCUGUGAUGGAUUGUCAACAAUUGCUAUCCGAAAAUAAAAUCGGAGAACAUGCCAAUAGUCGUUCAUAUUCUACAAUGCAGAAAUCUGAGGCAAGUAUGACAUCCACAACAAUGCGUGACCCAGAAGCCGGUCAAUCUUUUGAACCAACCACUGAUCAAAAUCAACAAUUUCAAUCGAAUAUAUCAAGACCAAUAGUUGAUGAAUGUGUUAUUCAAGUAAAGGACACGAAUCGGAAUCAUCAGAAAAGACGGCCUGAUACACAAUCGUCACCAUCGCAACUUUCCAGUAUUGAACCAAUGGAAGUACAGAAAUAUAUUCAGAUUGAAAUAUGUGCAGAUCUUUCGAGUUAUCAUCAAUCGGAAGCUAUAACCUUAUCGGAGACCGACACGUUUUCUACUCUAAAAGCCAAGAUCAUAGAGAGAUUCCCACACACUGCUACUACCAACGACGUAUCUUUAUUUUACAAAGCGGAUCGAUCGGAAAAUAGUCGAUGGAAGAAGCUAAAAAAUGAAGAAGAAAACCGACUUCCGAGCGAACUGUCAUUUAACCAUGAUUAUAUUGCGACUUGUGCAGCUCCUGAUUCUCUUGAAAUCAAGUCAACUGCUUCACACAACGCACAGCCAUCAAACUGUUCGGCAAAAAACCAUGCCUUAUAUCCUCUGCCAGGUUUGAUAAAUUUUGGCAAUACUUGCUUCAUGAAUAGCGCAUUACAAUGUCUGAAUCAUAUUAAACCCUUUUUUGAUUAUUUCCACAGUGAUGUGGUAAAAACAUUGCUGUAUGAGAUUAAAAACAGCGAAGAAGCAAAAUGGAAACUGACUCAGUUAUAUCAAGAGUUGAUUGAUUCUUUUUGUUCACCACUUGGGGGACCUGUUGCACCUCGUGAGCUCCAUUUUAAAUUUGGACAAAUAGCACCACACUUUUACAACUAUUAUCAACACGAUGCAAUUGAGUUUCUGAAUAUCUUACUCGAUACAUUGCAUGAAGGUUUAAUGCAAAUAACGCAAAAAGAUGAUACGAUUAUCUCCGAACUUUUCCAUGCGCAAAUUACAACAGAAAUCACUUGCAGGUGUUGCAGAAAACCGGCAAACACUGAUGAUUCCUUCAGCUUUCUUCCUUUGCCGGUGCCAGAACAACAUAAGGACAGGACUUCCCAACACACUAGUGAAUACAAACUCGAUGAUUGUUUUAGAUUAUUCUUUCAAUCAGAAAAUAUUGGAGACCACGGAAAGUGGUAUUGUGAACAUUGCAAGGAGCUAACUGAUGCGAAUAAGACGCUUGCUUUGAAAAAAUUACCCCCAGUGCUCAUUAUUCAAUUUAAACGGUUCAAUUACAAUCUCAGGUCGCAUGCAAAAAACAAUACCUUAAUCGCAUAUGAUCUGGACAAUUUCGAUGUAAACGAAUACGUUGAUUCACAAUACCGAAACAAUCGUACUCGAUACAAUCUGAUCGCAGUUGUCAAUCAUCAGGGUAAUCUCCUUGGUGGACACUUUGUAACUUAUGCAAAACUCCCGAGGACAUCGGAAUGGUACGAAUACAACGAUGAUCAAGUUAUUAAAGCAGAUAAAAGUAUACAUGAGAACAAUUCUAGAGCAUACAUUCUCCUUUAUCAACAAGAAGAAAAUGUUGAUACUGGGACAGCUGUAUAG
This is a messenger RNA of Adineta ricciae, 2076 nucleotides long. The record is from the annotation of a GenBank genome assembly. Lineage: Eukaryota; Metazoa; Rotifera; Eurotatoria; Adinetida; Adinetidae.